AUGAAUACAAUCAUUGAAAGUGGUCAACCAAAUAUAAUCGAUCCUAAUUAUUGGAUUAUUUUUCCUUUUGAGCCACAAUCUACUAUGAUAGUCGGAACUUCUUUCAAACGAUUUAAUCUGGAUAAUAUUCGAGAAAUUAUUUUUUCGCAUUCAAUUGUAGCAUCGAUGGAUAAGGAUUUCUGUCAAAACAUUUGCAUCCAACGUUUUUCAACAAAACCAAACGAUGAACAACUCUUUGAAGAAAUGUUUCAAAAUUCAUUAGAGGAAUAUCAGAAAGAACAUGGCGAAUAUCCUAAAAAUGUUAUUAUAUUUCAUGGAAAAAGAUAUACCGAUUUGAAACCUGCUGCUAAAUUGAUUGAUGAACGAAUAAAAGUGACAAGCUUUUCGAUCGAUAAAUCUUCACCUAUUCGUUUCAUUAAGAAUAAUGACGAAAAAGUUCCGAUCGGUACUAGUGUUGACCUUAAAUUUCAACAGCCUAUUUUAAAUCGUUCGACAAAAGAAUUUGCCAUUUGUAGUGAGAUCUGUGCUGAUGGUAAUCGAUGCAAAACAACAAAAUAUACAGUAAUCAAUGAUGAUUCGGGAAUGUCUGAUAUUCAAAUCAAACAUCUUUGUUAU
Dermatophagoides pteronyssinus (European house dust mite) is the source of this 615-nucleotide messenger RNA. RefSeq lists its product as uncharacterized. The record is from RefSeq and is a predicted model, not a curated record. NCBI's taxonomy places the organism in Eukaryota, Metazoa, Arthropoda, Arachnida, Sarcoptiformes, Pyroglyphidae.